AAAGAAACAAAGAAAAUGGUGGUUUAUGUGCAAGACAAUGGCGGUGGAGGAAAUGAAUCAGAAAGCUUUGGUUUGAGCUACACAGAGAUUGAAGACAAUCCGGUAGUAGUCAAGGAAGAGCCGGUGGCGGGUGAUGAAAGCUGCGGAGAAGAAGAUGAUCAGCUGCUGGACUUGUUGAAAGCGGUUAAAAAAGAAGAAGACGAUGAAGAAACGGGAUUCGUUGAAGACGGGAACAAAGGGUCAUCGCCGUCGUCGUCUUUGAACUCAUCGGAUGGUUCGCCGAAGCCGGUGGAAGGGUUACAUGAGUCCGGCCCGGCGCCGUUUCUGAGGAAAACGUUCGAGAUGGUGGAGGAUCCGGAUACCGACCCGAUCGUUUCCUGGAGUUUGAACCGUAACAGCUUCGUCGUUUGGGAUUCUUACAGGUUCUCUGAGAUUCUGCUGCCUAAAUAUUUCAAGCACAAGAAUUUCUCCAGCUUCAUUCGCCAACUCAACACUUAUGGAUUUAGGAAGAUUGAUUCGGAUCGAUGGGAGUUCGCAAAUAAAGAGUUUCGAGGGGGGAAGAAGGACUUGUUGAAGAAUAUUAAGAGGAGAAGUAGAUAUACUAAUAAGCAACGACAAGGACUCAUUUGUACUAAUAAUUCAACCGAUGGUAUCGGAUUGGAAUCCGAGGUCGAGGUUUUAAAGAAAGAUCAAUGUUCGUUGCAAAUGGAAGUAUCAGAACUGAGACAACAUCAAGAAGAGUCAGAUCAUCAGCUUAACAUCGUCGAAGAACGGAUUCGUUUCACCGAACGUAAGCAACAACAGAUGUGCAACUUCUUAGCUAAAAUGGCUAGACAUCCAGACUUCAUUUGGCAGUUGGUUAGCGAGAGGAAACAGCAAAAGAGAGAGCUCGAGGGUGGAGAGUUUAGCAAGAGGAAGAGAUUGCUCGAGGCUCGAGUAUCCGAGGAUUACCCUCCGUUGGAAUCGAUUCAAGCUGAUGAGCUCUCAGGGUUCUUGCCUGACUGUAUUGAGAACAACAACCACAUCAGCAUUGACAACCGGACAGAUACUGCAACAAAUGAGGAACUGGCGAUGAAUGAUCCGAACAUUUAUGUUGAAUUAGAGGAUCUUGUGACCUGGAAAGCAUGUAGCUGGAGUGGAUUCCCAAGUGAGCUGGUGGAACAAACUGGAUGUUGAUUUACUUGAUUAAACGAGAAAAAGAAAUCAUGGUUCUUAUAUCCUCUUUUUCAUG
Messenger RNA from Hibiscus syriacus, 1231 nucleotides. RefSeq names its product heat stress transcription factor A-7a-like. Gene Ontology annotation, cellular component: nucleus. Gene Ontology annotation, molecular function: DNA-binding transcription factor activity; RNA polymerase II cis-regulatory region sequence-specific DNA binding. The coding region runs from base 16 to 1176 and encodes 386 amino acids. The record is from RefSeq and is a predicted model, not a curated record. Lineage: Eukaryota; Viridiplantae; Streptophyta; Magnoliopsida; Malvales; Malvaceae. The transcript is spliced from 2 exons. Gene Ontology annotation, biological process: regulation of transcription by RNA polymerase II.